CAUGUCCCGCCGGGGGCCCGCGCAGGUGUCGGGCAGCCCCCGGCAGAAGGCUGUGCCGGGCACGGCCCCGUCGGAGCUGCAGGAGCUGCGGAGCCGCACGGAGCGCGCGGAGCGGCGGCUCCUGGCCUGCGAGAACCUGGUCGGGGAGCUGGGCAGCGGCCUGGCCGCCCUGGGCACCCUCCUGCAGGGCUACGAGCAGCUGCAGCAGCGCCUGCUCAACCUGGAGAACCUCCUCAAGAACAGGAACUUCUGGAUCCUGCGCCUGCCCCCCGCCUCUGGAGGGGAGAUCCCCAAGGUGCCGCUGACCUUCGAUGAUAUCUCGGUGUAUUUCAACGAGCUGGAGUGGGAAAGGCUGGAGCGCUGGCAGAAGGAUCUAUACAGGGCCGUGAUGAGGGGCAACUACGAGACCUUGGUGUCCCUGGACUAUGCCGUGUCCAAGCCCGAUAUCCUGUCCCAGAUGGAGAGGGAUGAAGAGCUCAGUGACAAAGAGGGUCAGGAGCCACCAUGGACACGGACUGGGGACGGUCAGGAGCCCCCGGGGGCAGCAGAGGCUGAUGAGGCUCCAGGAGAUGAAACCCCCAUGGAAGCUGCCCCAGGUGGGUGCCAGGAGCAGGUGGCAGUUCCUGGAGACCUCCCCUUCGUUAGGAAGGAAGUGCUCACUCCAUGGAUUAAAGCACCCCGGAGCACCGUGAAUCUUCAUUCCAAGAGGAAUGGUUGUGCCUGGCUGGAUGAAUCUCAUGGAAAAAAGCAGUCAAAGCCUGCAGGAGGCUGUGGAGCAGUGGGAAAGGCCUCCUGUAAGACUGGGGCUUCCAGAGACAUUCCUGCCUGCUGUGGAGGAGCAGACGGUGCCAAGUCCAAGCCCAACGGCAUCGAGAAGGAUAAAGAACCCAGCAACGAAAAAGGUCUGGAGCCCUCAUGGAUGCAGAAUGGGAACAGCCAGAAAACCCUACAGAUACAGGCUGGGGACAGCCAGGAAAUCCCAGAGAUUUGGAACAGCCCAAAGUCCUCAUGGACACGGAGUGGGAACAGCCACAAAACCCCACAGAUACAGAAUGGGGACAGCCAGGAAAUCCCAGACACACAGAUUGGGAACAGCCCAAAAUCCCCACGGACACGGAGUGGGAACAGCCCAAAGUCCCCACAGACACAGACUGGGGACAACCAGAACUCCCCACAGACAGAGACUGGGGACAGCCCAAAGUCCUCCUGGACACGGAGUGGGAACAGCCAGAAAACCCCACAGAUACAGACUGGGGACAGCCAGAAAACCUCAUGGACACGGAGUGGGAACAGCCAGAAAAUCCCACAGACAGAGACUGGGGACAGCCAGAACUCCCCACAGACACAGAUUGGGAACAGCCCAAAGUUCUCUUGGACACGGAGUGGGAACAGCCCAAAGUCCCCAAGGACACAGAUUGGGAACAGCCCAAAAUCCCCCCAGACACAGAAUGAGAGCAGCCCAAAGUCCCCACGGACACAGACUGGGAACAGCCCAAAGUCCCCCCAAACAGAGAGUGAGAACAGCCCAAAGUCCCCACGGACACAGAUUGGGAACAGCCCAAAGUCCCCACAGGCACACCCUGGGGACAGCCAGACACUGCCUCAGACACCGACUGGGGACAGUCACAACCCCCUCCAGACAGAUGUCCCCAGCAAUCAGAAGCCCCCACAGACACCAGAAGAGAUGGAGCAGCAGGAAGAGGCUUUGGGAGAGAAUCCCAUGGCCAUGGAAGCUGGCCCAGAACUCCCCAUCCUGAUGAUGAACGUGAUGUCCCUGGGGGAACAUCAGCCAGAGGAGGACCUGGAGAUGGAGGAGGACCCGGCAGAGCCUGACACCGAGGAAGCCUCAUCCAUGGAAGAUGAAACACCGUGCGAAGAGGCUUCUCCCGAGGACAUCAAGGUGAAGGAGGAGGAGCCUGAGCUGCUGGCAGAGGAAUCCACACUGUCUCCUGGCUCAGAGAUCCACAAAUAUCCCAAAAACGAGCUGGUGAAAGCCAAGAGCAAGAAGAAGCCGAACCGGUGCGAGGCCAGCAACCUCCUGAUGGGCAACUGCCGGCGCGGGUACGUGCGGGAAUGGUCCCAUCCCUGCACCGAGUGCGGGAAGCGCUUCCGCCUCAAGAUCAACCUCAUCAUCCACCAGCGCAGCCACGCCAAGGAGGGGCCCUACGAGUGCCCCGUGUGCGAGAUCGGCUUCAGCAACAAACGGCACCUGGACCUUCACCGCAGCAUCCACGUCAAGGACAGAGCCUUCGGGGCCAAGGUCUGGGGCAACGUGCACCCCGAGCUGCGCAUCCGCCCGCGCAGGGACCCGUGCGGCGGCGCCCACGCUGUGGGAGCCUGGCUGGGCCAGCCCAAGGAGGAGCCGGACAGGGAGGGCCCGGCCGGCUCCGGGAUGGCGCGGCCGCCCGAUUCCAGGCUGAAGUGCCCCUACUGCAAGAAGUUCCUGUCGUGCUCCAUGUCGCUGCGGCGGCACCUCCAGACGCACGCGCGGGACCGGCCCUACUGCUGCAGCUCCUGCAAUAAGUGCUUCACCCGCAGCAAUCACCUCCUGCGCCACAAGAAGAUCCACGAGCGGGCUCUGGCUGCGCUCCAGGGGGAGGCCAACACCCAGCCCCCUGCUGCUAUCGCGGCAUCCCCGCAGCAAGGGGCUCCCGAGGAGAGGAGCCUUUCCCAAGGGAACGGGAGCCCUGAGGCUGCAAAAGCGAGCCUGCCCAACGUGCUGCUGUUGGGAGCGACAUCAGGGCUCCCGGGGAAAGGCUCCCCGCUCCCUGACUGCCUCGGGAAAGCCGUGCAGCCCGUGGUCCAGCUGGGACUGAGGGCAGUGGCUUCAGGGAUGACGGAGAAAUGACCCCGGGACAGAUCCGAACAUUGCGUGUCCCUGGAGAGAAGCUGAGAGUUUGUUGGGUUUGUACCUGCUGGGACACCGGGAGUGGGAAUCUGCUGCGUUUUAGGAGCUUCCUGGGUUGUAGAAAGAAUGGGAAGCUUGGAGACAACAACAGAGAGAAAAUUGCAGAAGCCUCCAGUGAUCCAUAAUGCUUCACUAUGCCACUGACUUGUUCCUGUUGGCUGAUGCUUGGAAUUUUCCCAAGCUGACCUUGCUGGGAGAUGACCAGGUGAACCCUGGUCAAACAGGAGCAGAGCUUUCACAUUCCUUGAUGUUGGACCUGACCCUUUGUGUUUGGGAACACAGCUGAAGAGGGCAGGUAGAAGGGAAUGGAGCUGGCAGCAUUCCCGAGCAGCUCUUUGUUCCAUGGACCAAAUGUCCUGACUGAGGACGGACUGGCCAGAUGGAGAGUGACAUCUGAGACCCCACCGUGUCCUGGCCACCCUUGCCACCCACCACCAUGGGGAGGAGAUCAGCCAACGUCCCCUCCAGCAGGUUGGGAAUGCUGGAGCUUUGCACUGGAAGAUCCAUAGGACAAACCAAACCCUGGCAUAUUCCAGGGAUCCCGGCAGGUCCAUCAGGGAGGCCACAGGCACCCUCAGGACCAUCCUGCUUGUGAUUUUGGGCAUCCCUGAGGAGUCAGCCAGCCCCAUGCUGCAGCAGCACCUCUGAUCCUCAUGGAUCCACCUGCACAGAGCAGCCCCUCGGCUCUGGAGGAAACUCCCACUCUCCCAACCGCAGCUCGUCCCGUUUUGCCCAAAAUCCCAAUGAAUCCUAUAGGAAAACAGUUCUGCAGCUACCUCAGUCAGGGAGAGGGGGACCUGCCUGGAGGCAGCCAGUGGAAGCCAGGCCAGGCGCUGCUCCGAUGUCCCCCAGUGCCACCGGAGCAGUGCCCGUGGCCAGAGCCCCACGUGCGUCCCACCCAGAGACAUCACCACGCCUGGAGCAGUUGCUGGGACUCUUGCAUUUAGUUUUCCUUUUUUUUUUUGUUUUCUUUGAGUUGUCUGAUGUAAUUAUUUGAUAUCCUGAGGUCUCUGUCCCUCUCUGAGCAGUGAGCACUGGUAGGCUUUUCCCAUCUUUUAUUCCGAGGUGUGGUGGUGCUGCUGUGGGGAGCUUUGGGAGCUGAGGGAACACCUGUGCCACAUCCAGCUGUGAUCCUCAGCCACUUCAUGGGACAGACAGCAGCAUCUGAGCUGCUCCAUAGGAAUACACCCCAUCCCCCUGCUCCUCUGGGCUGGUGUCUCACAAUUCCUGCCCCUGGGAUUGCAGUGUGCAGCAUUCCCAAACUGCAGCAGGAGCUGGGAGGGGUGGUCGAUGCCUUGUGGACGUGUGGCCAUGGGUCUGGCAGUGAGCCAGUGGCUGGUUAUCACUGCCCAGGCAGAGCUCCCAGCACUCCCCAGCUGAUCCCAGGGGCAUGGCUGAGCUGCUGUGCCAAUGGGUGAACCCCCCAGGCCAGCAGAACGGCCAGCAGCCCCAGCCUGGCAUUUCUGAAUCUGCUGUGACCGGGAGCAGCGUUUGCUACGACAUUCCUGAUCCCUUUCUCAGGCUGUGGAAUCA
Messenger RNA from Pseudopodoces humilis (Tibetan ground-tit), 4441 nucleotides. RefSeq lists its product as uncharacterized. The record is from RefSeq and is a predicted model, not a curated record. Gene Ontology annotation, biological process: regulation of DNA-templated transcription. Lineage: Eukaryota; Metazoa; Chordata; Aves; Passeriformes; Paridae.